AUGCUAAAGGCAGUGGCAGUGACAAAAGUGGAGGAAAGACCGAUCACACGGAGUUACCGACCGGACGGUCCCGCGAACGGUGAGAGGCCCGCGGGGAAUAAGCGUGGGGACCGAGGAAACCCUAGAACCAUGUUUCUCAAACUUGCCUACCAUGAAGUUGCAGUGUUCGCGGCUGCUCUCAGAGCUUUGAAAUGCUGCCCAAGGAUGACAAGAAAAAGAAAGACGCUGGAAAUAAGGGAGUUAACAUCCAACCCUGCAAAUUCAAGGGUCCACACAUGGCCAAGAUCAUGUCGGGGUGCACAGAACCCCUCCUCUGAUCUGCAGACAAAUGUGCCCUAUCUUCUGGCCCUCUACCAGCAAGUAUUUACUGAGCAUUUUAUUCAAAAAUGUAGUUCGUGCUCAACUAUAUUCCUCGAUGACAGCACAGCCAGCCGCCCUCAUUUUACAAUGACGCUAAAAUCUGUGGCCUUGGUGAUAUAUUAUCUUAUCCGGCAAAGAGGGGCGGAUAAAACUCUGGAUGUAUUUGAUGAACGAUCAUACCCGUUUACACGAGAACAGCUUCCGGAGGAACACUUUAAGUAUGAUCCUAGACACAAAGUGAUUUUCAGAUUUGUUCGUACUCUGUUUAAAGCCAAAAAGCUAAGAGCUGAGUUAGCAAUCGUUAGUUUGGUAUACAUUAAAAGACUUAUACGUUAUGCUGAUCUCGACAUUUGUCCAACCAACUGGAAGAGGAUUAUCUUAGGAGCCAUUCUUCUUGCCCUCAAGGUUAGGAGUGAAGAGGCUGUAUGCCUUGAGGACUACUGCGAGCUCUUUGAGAACCUUACAGUUGAGGAUAUGAACGAGUUGGAAGAGUACUUUGUGGAGCUAAUUAAUUAUAAUUUCAUAGUUCCUGGAAAGGUUUAUACCAGAUACUACUUCUGUCUUCGUGCCUUGGCACACAAGCAUGGCCUGCGUUUGCCAGUUUACCUUCUUGAGAGAGAAAGAGCAUGGGAGCUGCAGGCUUUUUCAAGGAUGGAAGGAGACGAAGUCUUCUCUACUGCCCACAAGAACAGGUCUUUGAGUGCUGAUGAUUUGAUUCGUCUUCAGCGCUCUAAGGCCAUCCUCUCCUGA
Molecule: messenger RNA, 1110 nt
Organism: Saimiri boliviensis boliviensis (Bolivian squirrel monkey)
Lineage: Eukaryota; Metazoa; Chordata; Mammalia; Primates; Cebidae
Product: cyclin-Y-like protein 2
Source: RefSeq, a predicted model, not a curated record